GCUGCAACUCGAUCAAAUGGCCCACAUCGCAACCUCACUGGGAGUGCCGUCCAGCUACCGCGACCAGAAAUACCUCGGCACUGCCGAUGAUCUGGCCCGGGAGUUGGCCGAGUCCGCGACGCUCUAUGUUGGCAACCUGUCGUUCUACACCACCGAGGAGCAGAUCCACGAGCUCUUUUCCAAGGCCGGAGAAAUCAAGCGCAUCAUCAUGGGGCUUGACCGCAAUCUGAAAACACCGUGUGGCUUCUGCUUCGUGGAAUACUACCAUCGCGGCGAUGCGCUGGAUUGUAUGAAGUUUAUCAACGGAACCAAGCUCGACGAGCGAAUCGUUCGAACAGACAUUGAUCCAGGAUUCCGAGACGGACGGCAGUAUGGACGAGGCAAGAGCGGUGGUCAGGUCCGUGACGAAUACCGCGAGGAAUACGAUGAAGGGCGAGGCGGAUGGGGUCAUGCCCGCCAGCGCGAAGAGCAGCAGCGAAGCACAUACGAGUCCUUCAGUACGGUGCCGACAGGCGCUCAAUCCGACUUUUAUGCCAAGCCAUCUGCUCCAAGCAUCGGCGCCGGCUUUGGCGGUGACUUCAAGUCCAAGAGAGGUCGUGACGACAACGAAGAGGCCGACAUCGACAUCAGCGCCAAGAAUCCCCGAUUCCGCGAGCGAAGCGCCUCACCCGAGGACGAGUAAGGGGACGGGCCCGGGGAUGUAUCUGUCGGACGCCAAACCGAUGGGGUGGCAGCAUCCGCGCGUUGUCCGCAUGGGUUGGACGGAGCAAGUGCUCUGUCCGAGGCAGCAAAUACAGCAUGUCCCGAAGGA
Polychytrium aggregatum is the source of this 811-nucleotide messenger RNA. Its product is annotated as putative nuclear cap binding protein subunit 2. The transcript is spliced from 6 exons. Lineage: Eukaryota; Fungi; Chytridiomycota; Chytridiomycetes; Polychytriales. Gene Ontology annotation, molecular function: RNA cap binding. Gene Ontology annotation, cellular component: nuclear cap binding complex. Bases 17 to 682 code for a protein of 221 amino acids. Gene Ontology annotation, biological process: mRNA cis splicing, via spliceosome. The record is from RefSeq and is a predicted model, not a curated record.